CAACCCUCCGUUGAGCGAGGAGAUGCUGCCUCCCGGGGAAUGGAUGUGCCACCGCUGCACCGUGCGCCGGAAGAAGAGAGAGCAGAAGAAGGAGCUGGGUCACAUGAACGGCUUGGUGGACAAGUCCGGCAAGAGGACCUCGUCUCCCACCAGCGACGCCGACUACCUGGACCGGGCGGGUGGCGGGACCCUCCGGACCCUCCCCCACGCCCGGCUCUUGGAGCGCAGAGCCAGCCGGCCCGGCACCCCCACCUCCAACACCAGCACUGACACCCCCAACUCGGAGCAGAACGACGUGGACGAGGACAUCAUCGACGUGGACGAGGACUCGGCCCCCGGGGGGGAAGCCGAGGGGGGGCAGCCCCACCUGAAGCGGCCCUUCGAGCUGCUCAUCGCGGCCGCCAUGGAGAGGAACCCCACCCAGUUCCAGCUGCCCAACGAGCUCACCUGCACCACGGCCCUGCCAGGUACUAGCAAGCGGAGAAGAAAGGAAGAGACCUCCGGGAAGAACGUCAAGAAAGCACAACACGAGCUGGACCAUAACGGCCUGGUUCCCUUGCCGGUCAAAGUCUGCUUCACGUGCAGCAGGAGUUGCCGGGUGGCCCCCCUCAUCCAGUGCGACUACUGCCCUCUCCUGUUCCACAUGGACUGCCUGGAGCCCCCCCUCACGGCCAUGCCGCUGGGCAGGUGGAUGUGCCCCAACCACAUUGAGCACGUGGUGCUGAACCAGAAGAACAUGACGCUGAGCAACCGGUGCCAGGUGUUCGACCGCUUCCAGGACACCAUCUCUCAGCACGCGGUCAAGGUGGACUUCUUGAACCGGAUCCACAAGAAGCACCCUCCCAACCGCCGGGUGGUCCAGUCGGGGAAGAGGAAGGGCCUGAAGGUCCCGGAGGCCAUCAAGUCCCAGUACCGGAUCCCACCAGCAUUAAUGGCGCCGGCGGCCAUCCGAAACGGGGAGCUGAUCUGCAACGGGUUUUCCGAGGAGUCUUUGCUGAAGGCCCCCGGCAGCGCUUCCCAGCACUUAGCCGCCCAGGCUGAACAGCAAGAGUGGCUGUGCAGCAUCGUGGCCCUGCAGUGCAGCAUCCUCAAACACUUAUCGGCCAAGCAGCCCCCUUUUUCCUGGGACGUGGAGCAGCUGGAGAAAGGGGAUGUCAAGCCGGUGCUGGCGGCCGACGGCUCCCUGGCCAGUCCGUACCGCGUGGCGGACAAGCCCACCCUCCCUUCCAAUUGCCCGGCCUCUUGCCCCGCGGGGCUCAUCCCCCAGAACUCCUUGCAGGACGAGACCCCCUACCCCUCCUCCGCGGACAGGCCCAAGAAACUUUCCCCCUGCGGGACGCCCAAGAAACUUUCCCCCUGCGGGACGUCCAACGGCCUCGGCGGGGCCGCCGAGGUGAAAAUCAACGGCCCCAGCUUCUACGGCGAGGCCUCGGCGCCCACCUCCUCCAGGCUGAGCGGGCCGGGCGGGCCCAUGUCUCACCGGCAGCAGCCCUGGCCUCGGCCCACCACUCCCCCGGCGGCUUACGGGCUCGUCAACCACGUGGCUGGGGCGGUGGUGAAGACGGAGAACGCGGCGGGACCCGUCUCCUGCCCGCACAAGGUCGCCGUGCCCGUCGCCACCCUGCUGGCCUCCAUCCCCAGCUCUUGUUUCGGCCUGGAAGCUGCCACGGCGUGGCCACCGAAGAACACUCAGGCGCCAAUCGGGCCUCUGCUAGCCACGGAUCUGGGCGCGGCGGACUCUCCUGUCUCUUCCACGUGGGCCCUCACCCCCCACCAAGCGGCUGUAGGGGAGGGGGGCUCCGCCGUGGCCCCCGCCCAUGGUUUUUGUUCGUCAGCCCCACCUCCAGAUGGAAAGGUCAGCCCGGGUCCCCUUCCUGGUUUAGCCACCCCUUCCUCCCUCCCUUCCAAUUCUUCGGCUGCGGUGGACGUUGCAGGUCCCGUGAAGGCAUUAAUCGACGGCAGUGGAGAGAUCGAGAUCGGGAUGCUGGAUGAGAAACUGAUCAAGUUCCUGGCCUUGCAGAGAAUACACCAGCUCUUCGCCUCCAAAGCUCAGCCCGCAGCCGACCACAUGGGAAGCCCCCCGCCCACGUCUGCCAGCAGCCCUGCCGAAGGACAGAGGAAAGAGGUGCAGGCCCGGGCGGUCUUCUACCCACUGCUGGGCUCGGGCAGCGCGGUGAACAUGUGCUACAGGACCCUCUACAUCGGGACAGGAGCAGACAUGGACGUGUGCCUUACAAACUACGGUCACUGCAACUACGUCUCGGGCAAACACGCCUGCAUCUUCUACGAUGAGAACACCAAACAUUACGAGCUGCUCAACUACAGCGAGCACGGCACCACGGUGGACAACGUCCUGUACUCGUGCGACUUCUCCGAGAAGGCGGCGUUCAUCCCGCCCAGCAGCAUGGUUGCCAAAGUGCAGAGUGUGAUCAAGCGCCACAAGAGCCGGAAGCCGCCGGAGGAAGAACCGCCCGCCCCGCCGGCCAGCGCGGAGCCCGUCGCCAUGCGUGCCCAGGCCCAGGGCCAGCCUCAGCCCCCCUGCAGCUGCAGAGCCAGCAGCUCCAGCCUGAUCGGGGGCAGCGGGGCGGGCUGGGAGGGCACGGCCCUCCUGCACCACGGCAGCUACAUCAAGCUGGGCUGCCUGCAGUUCGUCUUCAGCAUCACGGAGUUUGCGACCAAACCGCCCAAGGUGGACGCCUCGGCCUUGGCCCAGGGGACGGACCUGGAGGACAAGCUGACCCCCAAGGGCCACCAGGCCCCCGUGCUCCGGUCCAAUUCAGUGCCAUAGGAGCCGUGGGGC
Messenger RNA from Protobothrops mucrosquamatus (brown spotted pit viper), 2800 nucleotides. It is a transcript of the gene PHF12, whose product is annotated as PHD finger protein 12. The transcript is spliced from 14 exons. Gene Ontology annotation, cellular component: nucleus; Sin3-type complex. The annotation marks the transcript as partial. Gene Ontology annotation, molecular function: protein binding; transcription corepressor activity. NCBI's taxonomy places the organism in Eukaryota, Metazoa, Chordata, Lepidosauria, Squamata, Viperidae. The record is from RefSeq and is a predicted model, not a curated record. Gene Ontology annotation, biological process: negative regulation of transcription by RNA polymerase II.